This is a messenger RNA of Drosophila erecta, 2095 nucleotides long. Its product is annotated as FGGY carbohydrate kinase domain-containing protein. The record is from RefSeq and is a predicted model, not a curated record. Gene Ontology annotation, biological process: carbohydrate metabolic process. Bases 262 to 2022 code for a protein of 586 amino acids. NCBI's taxonomy places the organism in Eukaryota, Metazoa, Arthropoda, Insecta, Diptera, Drosophilidae. Gene Ontology annotation, molecular function: kinase activity; phosphotransferase activity, alcohol group as acceptor. The transcript has 6 exons.
UUGGGGCAGUGGCUGAGAGCAACUCGUUGCGACUGGUUCUGCGACAGGUGUCGGAUUGAAAUAAUAGCAAAAACAUUCGUGUGCUUUUUGUUUACGCAGAUAAACAACGUGCGCAUAUGAACAUCAGCGAGAAAUACUGCUCAAAUAAUUGUUUGUUCAAAACAAUCAGGUGUGCUUUUCAUAAUACUAAAAGUUUCUAAUUUCUAAACGACAAGGUGUGCGCGCUACUACUUAUAAAUUUCGGUGUUAGUUUAAAUUUAAAUGCUCUUCAGCUUUUUAAGAUGCAGCAGAACUCUUGUGCAAAGGAAAAUAAGCAACACAAAAUUACAGCUUAUGGUGAUUAGAGGCGUCUGUGACGGAGGCGGCGACUUGGAAAUGGCAUCCGGACCGUUUUUUGUGGGCGUGGACGUGGGCACGGGCAGUGCGAGGGCUGCCCUGGUGGCCUCCGAUGGGCGUGUCCUGGAGCAGUCGGUGCAGACGAUCCAAACCUGGAACCCAGAGCCGGGCUACUACAACCAGUCCUCCGAUAAUAUAUGGCAGUCCAUCUGCCAGGUGGUGAAGAAAGUCAUUGGCGGCGUCGAUAAGUCAGAAGUCAAGGGCAUUGGCUUUGAUGCCACCUGCUCCUUGGUGGUUCUGGGCCCCAAGGGAUCUCCGUUGACGGUGAGCAAAUCCGGUGAGGCGGAGCAGAACAUAAUUCUCUGGAUGGACCAUCGUGCCGAGCAGGAAACCCAGGAGAUAAAUGCCUUCAAGAACCCGCUGCUGAAGUAUGUGGGUGGUCAGGUUUCGCUGGAAAUGGAGGUUCCUAAAUUGCUGUGGCUAAAGCGGAAUCUUGCAAAGACCUUUGGAAAUAUUUGGAGGGUCUUCGACCUGCCCGACUUUCUGACCUGGAGAGCCACUGGUGUGGAUACCCGAUCGCUUUGCUCAGUGGUGUGCAAGUGGAACUAUGAUGCAGCGAAUGGCAGUUGGAGCAAGGAGUUCCUCAAACAGGCGGAUUUGGAGGAGUUGACCCGGAAUAACUUCGAGAUAUUGGGCAGUGAUGUCCAGCCUCCUGGCCGAAUAGUGGGCAAAGGACUCACUGCCAAGGCUGCCGGGGAAUUGGGCUUAACCGCCGGCACUGUGGUUAGCACCUCUCUAAUCGACGCCCAUGCUGGCGCCUUGGGAAUGUUUGGGUGCCGCUCGAAGGAGUCCAAGGGUGCCGACGAUGUCCAGGGCAAGAUGGCGCUGAUUGCCGGCACAUCCACUUGCCACAUGAGCAUCACCCGGGAGGCCUGCUUCGCCCAAGGUGUUUGGGGUCCCUAUCAGGAUGCCAUUAUUCCGGGAUACUUCCUGAACGAGGGCGGUCAGAGCAUCGCAGGACACCUCCUAGAUCACGUCCUCAAGUCGCAUGAAUCCUACGCUGAACUGAAAGCCGAACUGGGAGAGGAUAAGUUUAUCUACCAGCAUCUUAAUAAGCUGCUGCCGGAACUGGCAGCAGCUCGAGGAUUAAGCCAGGUGGGUUGUCUCACCCAGGAUGUCCAUGUCUGGCCGGACCUGCAUGGAAAUCGGUCACCCAUCGCCGAUCCCACGCUGCGAGGAGUGAUUACUGGUCUGGAUAUGACGCGAGGAACUGAAUCUCUGGCCAUCAAAUACUUGGCGUUCGUCCAAGCUCUGGCUUACGGCACACGUCACAUUAUCGAGAACCUUUACCAGUACGGUAGAGCUCCCUUUCAAACACUACUUUUCUGCGGGGGAUUGGCCAAGAAUCCCUUGUACGUACAAUGCCAUGCGGACAUUUGCAAUCUGCCCGCAUUGAUUCCGGAUGAACAGGAAAUGGUUCUGGUGGGUGCUGCUGCCUUGGGUGCCGCUGCCUCCGGACACUUUGACAGCUUGGAGAGCGCCUCGAAAGCCAUGGGUGGCACUGGCCAGCUUGUAAAGCCGAACCCGGAAACCCUAGAGUUCCACAAUCGCAAGUACAAGGUGUUCCUACAGCUGCUGGAGAACCAAAUCCAGUACAGGCGCAUUAUGCAGGGAGACACAAAGUGAUUUUAUCUUUUCGAUGUCAAGACUUUCAAUAAUUUAAAAUAAAUGCCGUACAUGAGCAUUGUAACAAAAUGAA